AUGGAUUUUGUUAGACUUACUCAAGUAAUUAUUAUUUAUUAAUAUACUUAGGUUCUCAAUUGGAUUAUGGUUAUAUCACAAUACCAGUCACUUAACCAGAAAGUUAGAAAUGGUAAUUAAUAUAUGACCCACUACAUGUAGAUACAACUCCAACUAUUAUUUAUAUGAAUCCAUUUGCAUAUGGAGUAUUUAAGUUUAAUUCUGGAAUUUAUAGAUAUUUCAAUACCUUGGCUUCUUAUACUUAUUCCACAUAUUUGAUUGGAUUGAAAAUUUCAAUUAUGCUUUAUAAUGAUAUUCCAAUUAAUUGUGGAAUAUAGUUUAAGAUUAACAAUACUUAUUAUGGAUCCAUUUAUAAAAAUGCUUCUGGAAUUCAAACCCAUAAAUUCAAAAUCUCUUCAAUAUUUAUUUAAGGAUCCUAUUCAAUGUAUUCAACGAGUACAAGAUAUGAUUUAAUUUCAUAUGUUGACAUUCCAAAAUAUGCAUUUCUAUUCUCAGCUGUAGGAAAUUAUACGUAAAUAUUAUUUAUCAUGCUUAGUGAUGGCACAGCAGGAUGGGGAAUGGCUAUACUCUAAACUACUUCAGGAUAUUGUCCUUCAGAAUGUUCAUUGUGUGAAGUAUCAUUUAAAUGUAAAACAUGUUCAAGUGGCAUAUUUUAUCGAGAUGGUAGUUGUAUAUCCAGUUGCUCAUCUCCAUAUUAGAAAUAAAUUGGCACUUAUUGCUAUGAUUAUGAUGAUGAAACACCCUGUAUCAUAUAUUAUUAUAUGUAGACUCUGAAUAUUUGAUUUAAGAAUAUAUAGGUACAGCAGCUGACCCAGGAUAAUAUUCAUAAUAUACUUUAAUCUCUCAAAAUGGAUCAAACUUUUUAAAAGGUUCAGAUAUCUAUUUUUCAUAUUUCCAAGGAUAUAGAGUCUUUGGAGGACCUUUUGUAUGGGCAUAAGCUAAAUUCUAAAGGGUUCAUAAUAUAAUCAAUCCACAUCACAGUAUUACUAUAGCAUUUUAUAUAAUAUAUGGACCGUCAUUCCCUUCAGAUGGGAAAUUUAUAUAUACAAUUGAAAGUAAAACACCAGUCUCUAAAUCAACUGCAAGUAAUUAUUCUACUUAUUCUGAUGGUUCAAAAUACGAUAAAAUAUAUGAAAAAAUCCUUCAUAAUACAAAUACAUUAACAAUAACUUGGGAAUGCUUUGGACCAAAUAAUGAACCAAUCAAGGCAUAUUGUGGAUUCUAACAUUAUUAUAUUGCUGUUCAUAAUUGUUAACCUUAUUGCUUAUAAUGUUCAGAUUAAUCUACAUGUACUUAAUGGAACAGCACUUAUGAUUCUAAUAUCAUUAAAUUUUCUUAAGCGGAAUGUUCGAGUAAUCAAUAUUAUGAUAAAGAUUCUGUAAGAUGUUUAACUUGUCCAUCAUCUUGUUUAACUUGUACAUCUAAAUUAGAUUGUUAAACAUGUUAAUCAACAUAUACCUAAUCUAAAUUAGGAUGUACUUGCACUAUACAUUAAUAUGAAGAUUCAAAUUAAUGUUUUGAUUGUCCUAUUGAAUGUAAUUAAUGUUUAACUUCUACUUAAUGUAUAGAAUGCUUAACAACUAAUAAUAGACAAUUAUCCAAUGGAUAAUGUAUUUGUAUUGAUGGAUAUUAUCCUAUUGUGUCAAAUCCUUAAUGUUAGCUAUGUCAUUAAUUUUGUAAAACUUGUUAUGGGCCAACUUCUGAUGAAUGUUUAACUUGCAAUACUAUUGUUAAUAUUGAAAUGGUAGGAUCAACUUGUAGAUGUCCAGCUGGAUCUUAUUAUUAAGAUGCAACAAAAAUUUGUUAAUUUUGUCAUUCAUCAUGCUAAACUUGCUUUAGAACCACAAUUGAUGGUUGUUUAACAUGUGAUUCUACUGUAAAUAGAUUAUUAAAAGGGUUAAAAUGUGUUUGUGCACCUGGUUAUUAUGAAUUAAGUAAUGUUUGUACAAGUAUAUUUAAUAAUCAUAUUAUAGAUUGUCCAAUUACAGAAGAUUCCUCUCUUAGCUAAUGUUAUAAUUUAUGUAAUAAUAAUUAAUUUAUUUGGCAUACUGUUACUUGUAGUUCUUGUGAUACUGGAUUUCAAUUGGUGUCUGGAGAAUGUCAACCUAUAUGUGGAGAUUUAUAAAUUAAAGGAUAUGAAUAAUGUGAAGAUAAUAAUACACUCCUUAACGAUUUAUGCUAUAAUUGUUAAUUUUAAUGUCCAGCUCAUUGUUUAAAUUGUGAUUUAUCAACCACUUUACCUUGUCCUGAUAUUUGUGGGGAUGGAAUUAUUACAGGAGUCGAAGAAUGCGAAGAUGGAAAUACUAUUUAAUAUGAUGGAUGUUUUAAUUGUAAAUAUUAAUGUUAGCCUUAAUGUACAAAGUGUAUAAAAGGACUUUGUUUUGAGUGUGCAACCCCAGGAUGGUAUAUUGAUCCAACUGUUACUCCUUGGUAAUGCAAAGAAAAUUGUGGAGAUUAAUUAGUAUAUGGAAGCGAAUAAUGUGAUGAUGGAAACACUUUUGAUACUGAUGGGUGCAAAAAUUGUAGGUAUUUCUGUAGAAUUGGUUGUUCCUCUUGUGAUUAUACAACCAAUACAUGCUUAAGUUGUGCGCUCCCUGGGUUUACUCCCAUCUCUUACUAUUGUAAAAAUGUAUGUGGAGAUGGCUUAGUAGUAGUAGAUCCUUAUGGAUUCUUCUAAGAGUAAUGUGAUGAUGGUAAUACAAUAGAUUAUGACGGUUGCAGUAGCAAUUGCUAAUUUUAGUGUUAGCCAGCAACUAUUUGCACAAAUUGUGUAAAUAAUAGAUGUGAUACAUGCGCUACUGGAUAUUAACUUUCUGAUCAAAAAGUAUGUAAUCCAAUUUGUGGGGAUUCUAUGAUUGAGGUUGGUGAAUAAUGUGAGAACACAUUUAUAUUACCCUAUAAAGGUUGUAAUAAUUGCUAAGCGAGAUGUUAAACUUCUUGCCUCACUUGUGAUACUACUGGACUUGGUUGUCUAUCAUGUAAAACUGGUUACAAUAGAAUUGAUUAUUUAUGUUAUUCAAUCUGUGGAGAUAAAAUAAUUACUGAAGAUGAAUAAUGUGAUGAUGGCAAUUUAAUUAUUGGAGAUGGAUGCCAUUUCUGUCAAUUUAGUUGUUAGGACUCAUGUCUUUAUUGUAUUUAAGGAAUUUGUUAUGAUUGUUAAGAAGGAUAUUAAUUAAUAUAAAAUAAAUGUUACUCUAUCUGUGAAGAUGGUCUUUAGAAAAAUAAUGAGGAAUGUGAAAUUAGCACAUCCUUGCAGAUUUAUCAAAAUUGUUAAUCUUGUAAAUUUAUUUGUGAUUUGAAUUGCCUCGUUUGUUAAUUUGGUAUGUGUUAACAAUGCAAUGACGGAUAUGAGUUAUCCUCGAUCUAAAAAUAUUGUGUUAAGUCACUAAAUUAUAAUUUAAUGAUAAUAGAAAACUGUAGUCUAUAAAUAGGGAACAGUUGUAUUUCAUGUGAAGAUUAUGCCUACUUUGAAAAAGCUGAUUAGAAGUGCAAUUUAAUAGAAGCGCCCUUGAGUUUUUGUCAAUAUUAACUUAAAUUAUCACCAGAUCUAUAUUGUAGUUACUGUUUUGAUUAUUGUACAUCUUGUAAUGAAAAUAAUUGUAUAGAUUGCUAAGAUGGCUAUUAUUUAGAUGAAAAUUUUUCUUGUCUUUCAUUUUGUGGAGAUGGAAUAUUAGCACAUGAUGAACAAUGUGAAAUUCAUGAUAAAAAUUGCUUAAGUUGUAUGUUUGAUGCUCCAAAAUUAUGUGAAUUAUAUUUUGAAGAUCAAUGUUUCGAAUGUGAACAUGGAUAUUUUUUUAAUUAGUAUAAUAAUGCUUGUGAAUCUUAGUGUGGAGACGGAAUAGUAGUCCAUGAUGAAGACUGUGAAGAUAAUAAUUAUAUCGAAUUUGACGGUUGUUAUUAUUGUAAAUAUUCUUGUAGUUAAUACUGUUUAAAUUGUUUCAAAGGAGUGUGCUAAUAAUGUGAUUAAAAUUAUUUACUUAGAGAUGGAUUUUGUUAUGGUAAACAAAAUCAAAUUGAAAUAUUUCCAGAAUGUUAACUUAACUUAAAUGGAGAAUGUUUAAUUUGCGAAGAAGAUUUUUAUUUAAAUGAGUAUGGAGAUUGUGUUCCUAAAUGUUCAGAACGCUGCAUUCAUUGUUAUAAUGGUUAAUGCUUUGAAUGUGCAGAACAUUAUGAACUUUAUAAGGAUCGAUGCUUGUUUAUUUAGCAAUGCUAAAUAGGUUUGCAUUUGAGUUAAGAAUUGUAAAUUUGCUAAUCUUCAUGUGGUGAUGGGUAUGUAACUGAAUGGGAAGAAUGCGAUGAUUAAAACAUGGAACAAUUUGAUGGUUGCUAUUAAUGCAAAUAUGAAUGUGAUGAUAAUUGUGUUCAGUGCAUAUAUGGUGAAUGCUUUCAAUGUUCUUAAGAAUUUAAUUUAAUCGAGAAUAAAUGUUAAUCAAAAUGUUAAGAUUUAUGCCUUAAUUGUGUUUAAGGUGUAUGUUAGUUAUGCAGUAAUGGUUAUNUUGCCUCACUUGUGAUACUACUGGACUUGGUUGUCUAUCAUGUAAAACUGGUUACAAUAGAAUUGAUUAUUUAUGUUAUUCAAUCUGUGGAGAUAAAAUAAUUACUGAAGAUGAAUAAUGUGAUGAUGGCAAUUUAAUUAUUGGAGAUGGAUGCCAUUUCUGUCAAUUUAGUUGUUAGGACUCAUGUCUUUAUUGUAUUUAAGGAAUUUGUUAUGAUUGUUAAGAAGGAUAUUAAUUAAUAUAAAAUAAAUGUUACUCUAUCUGUGAAGAUGGUCUUUAGAAAAAUAAUGAGGAAUGUGAAAUUAGCACAUCCUUGCAGAUUUAUCAAAAUUGUUAAUCUUGUAAAUUUAUUUGUGAUUUGAAUUGCCUCGUUUGUUAAUUUGGUAUGUGUUAACAAUGCAAUGACGGAUAUGAGUUAUCCUCGAUCUAAAAAUAUUGUGUUAAGUCACUAAAUUAUAAUUUAAUGAUAAUAGAAAACUGUAGUCUAUAAAUAGGGAACAGUUGUAUUUCAUGUGAAGAUUAUGCCUACUUUGAAAAAGCUGAUUAGAAGUGCAAUUUAAUAGAAGCGCCCUUGAGUUUUUGUCAAUAUUAACUUAAAUUAUCACCAGAUCUAUAUUGUAGUUACUGUUUUGAUUAUUGUACAUCUUGUAAUGAAAAUAAUUGUAUAGAUUGCUAAGAUGGCUAUUAUUUAGAUGAAAAUUUUUCUUGUCUUUCAUUUUGUGGAGAUGGAAUAUUAGCACAUGAUGAACAAUGUGAAAUUCAUGAUAAAAAUUGCUUAAGUUGUAUGUUUGAUGCUCCAAAAUUAUGUGAAUUAUAUUUUGAAGAUCAAUGUUUCGAAUGUGAACAUGGAUAUUUUUUUAAUUAGUAUAAUAAUGCUUGUGAAUCUUAGUGUGGAGACGGAAUAGUAGUCCAUGAUGAAGACUGUGAAGAUAAUAAUUAUAUCGAAUUUGACGGUUGUUAUUAUUGUAAAUAUUCUUGUAGUUAAUACUGUUUAAAUUGUUUCAAAGGAGUGUGCUAAUAAUGUGAUUAAAAUUAUUUACUUAGAGAUGGAUUUUGUUAUGGUAAACAAAAUCAAAUUGAAAUAUUUCCAGAAUGUUAACUUAACUUAAAUGGAGAAUGUUUAAUUUGCGAAGAAGAUUUUUAUUUAAAUGAGUAUGGAGAUUGUGUUCCUAAAUGUUCAGAACGCUGCAUUCAUUGUUAUAAUGGUUAAUGCUUUGAAUGUGCAGAACAUUAUGAACUUUAUAAGGAUCGAUGCUUGUUUAUUUAGCAAUGCUAAAUAGGUUUGCAUUUGAGUUAAGAAUUGUAAAUUUGCUAAUCUUCAUGUGGUGAUGGGUAUGUAACUGAAUGGGAAGAAUGCGAUGAUUAAAACAUGGAACAAUUUGAUGGUUGCUAUUAAUGCAAAUAUGAAUGUGAUGAUAAUUGUGUUCAGUGCAUAUAUGGUGAAUGCUUUCAAUGUUCUUAAGAAUUUAAUUUAAUCGAGAAUAAAUGUUAAUCAAAAUGUUAAGAUUUAUGCCUUAAUUGUGUUUAAGGUGUAUGUUAGUUAUGCAGUAAUGGUUAUNAUGAUGGCAAUUUAAUUAUUGGAGAUGGAUGCCAUUUCUGUCAAUUUAGUUGUUAGGACUCAUGUCUUUAUUGUAUUUAAGGAAUUUGUUAUGAUUGUUAAGAAGGAUAUUAAUUAAUAUAAAAUAAAUGUUACUCUAUCUGUGAAGAUGGUCUUUAGAAAAAUAAUGAGGAAUGUGAAAUUAGCACAUCCUUGCAGAUUUAUCAAAAUUGUUAAUCUUGUAAAUUUAUUUGUGAUUUGAAUUGCCUCGUUUGUUAAUUUGGUAUGUGUUAACAAUGCAAUGACGGAUAUGAGUUAUCCUCGAUCUAAAAAUAUUGUGUUAAGUCACUAAAUUAUAAUUUAAUGAUAAUAGAAAACUGUAGUCUAUAAAUAGGGAACAGUUGUAUUUCAUGUGAAGAUUAUGCCUACUUUGAAAAAGCUGAUUAGAAGUGCAAUUUAAUAGAAGCGCCCUUGAGUUUUUGUCAAUAUUAACUUAAAUUAUCACCAGAUCUAUAUUGUAGUUACUGUUUUGAUUAUUGUACAUCUUGUAAUGAAAAUAAUUGUAUAGAUUGCUAAGAUGGCUAUUAUUUAGAUGAAAAUUUUUCUUGUCUUUCAUUUUGUGGAGAUGGAAUAUUAGCACAUGAUGAACAAUGUGAAAUUCAUGAUAAAAAUUGCUUAAGUUGUAUGUUUGAUGCUCCAAAAUUAUGUGAAUUAUAUUUUGAAGAUCAAUGUUUCGAAUGUGAACAUGGAUAUUUUUUUAAUUAGUAUAAUAAUGCUUGUGAAUCUUAGUGUGGAGACGGAAUAGUAGUCCAUGAUGAAGACUGUGAAGAUAAUAAUUAUAUCGAAUUUGACGGUUGUUAUUAUUGUAAAUAUUCUUGUAGUUAAUACUGUUUAAAUUGUUUCAAAGGAGUGUGCUAAUAAUGUGAUUAAAAUUAUUUACUUAGAGAUGGAUUUUGUUAUGGUAAACAAAAUCAAAUUGAAAUAUUUCCAGAAUGUUAACUUAACUUAAAUGGAGAAUGUUUAAUUUGCGAAGAAGAUUUUUAUUUAAAUGAGUAUGGAGAUUGUGUUCCUAAAUGUUCAGAACGCUGCAUUCAUUGUUAUAAUGGUUAAUGCUUUGAAUGUGCAGAACAUUAUGAACUUUAUAAGGAUCGAUGCUUGUUUAUUUAGCAAUGCUAAAUAGGUUUGCAUUUGAGUUAAGAAUUGUAAAUUUGCUAAUCUUCAUGUGGUGAUGGGUAUGUAACUGAAUGGGAAGAAUGCGAUGAUUAAAACAUGGAACAAUUUGAUGGUUGCUAUUAAUGCAAAUAUGAAUGUGAUGAUAAUUGUGUUCAGUGCAUAUAUGGUGAAUGCUUUCAAUGUUCUUAAGAAUUUAAUUUAAUCGAGAAUAAAUGUUAAUCAAAAUGUUAAGAUUUAUGCCUUAAUUGUGUUUAAGGUGUAUGUUAGUUAUGCAGUAAUGGUUAUUUCUUGAAUGAAUAUUUCAUCUGCAUAAAAAUAGAUUGCGAAUACGAUUUUAGUUGUACUUCACUUUGUGGAAAUGGUAUAAUAGAAGAUAUGGAAUAGUGUGAUGAUUAGAAUCUAUUUAAUGAUGAUGGUUGUAGCAAUUAUUGUGAAUAAACUUGUGAUGUUAAUUGUACGCGUUGUCUUGACGGUGUUUGUUUUGAGUGUAAAGAAGGGUGGAAAUUGGGGUUAUUCCUUUGUGAUCCAAUUUGUGGAGAUUCAAUUGUUGUUGGAGAUGAAGAAUGCGAUGACGGAAAUUAGAUUAAUUUUGAUGGGUGCUUUUAAUGUAAAUACUAAUGUGCACAGCAUUGUGAAAAUUGUUUGAAUGGAAUUUGUUAAUCUUGUUAGCUUGAUUAUGAAUUUGAUUAAUUAUUUAAUUCUUGCAAACAAAUUCAACCCUUAGUUACAAUUAAUGAAUAGCCUAAUUGUAAAAUACUAAAUAAUAACUAAUGCAUAUUUUGUUAACAUGGAUAUCUUGAUUCGUUUACCAGUACGUGCAUAAUUGAUUAUAAUAUGAAUAAAUGCCCUAAAAAUUGUAAAAAAUGUGUACUUUCCAAAUGUUUGGAAUGUGAAUUUGGAUAUUAUGGAAACUAGUGUGUGCCUAAAUGUGGAGAUGCUAUUAUAGUUUAGGAAGAGGAAUGCGACGACGGAAGUGAAUACUAAUUAGAUACUUGUUUAAAUUGUAAAUAAUAAUGUCCUCAAUAUUGUAAGUCCUGUGCUUAUGGAGUUUGUACUAAUUGCUUUACAGGCUUCUAUUUGGAUAUUGUAAGUAAUUCAUGUAAUUCUGUUUGUGGUGAUAAGAUACUAGCAAGUGAUGAAGUUUGUGAUGAUGGCAAUGAAUUGAGAUAUGACGGUUGUUACUUGUGUAAAUAUUAAUGUCAAAUGGAAUGCUUAGAUUGCUAAUUUGGAAAGUGUAAAUUAUGUGAGUCUUCUUUAAUGCUCGUAAGAUCAAAAAGUAUUUGUGAACAACGAAGAUCAUGUGAAGGUUUAAAAGGAUUGUAUUAUGAUGACUAUAGUAAUGAUUGUUUGCCACAAUGUGGGGAUGGCAUUGUUGUUGGCCUUGAAUAAUGUGAAGAUUAGAAUAAUAUUCCUUAUGAUGGAUGCUAUUAAUGCAAAUAUUAAUGUCAUAAAAUGUGCUCUAAUUGUCAAAAAGGAGAAUGUUUUGAAUGUUAAAGCGGAUAUUAUUUAAAUGGUCAGUAAUGUAUAACAAAGUGUGGAGAUGGUAUUAAAAUUGGGGAUGAAUUAUGUGAUGAUCAAAAUGAUGUUGUCAGAGAUGGUUGUACGUUUUGUAAAAUUGAUCCUUUGUAUAAAUGCGAGGAAGAUUUAAACUUGUUAACCUUUUGUUACAGAUGCUAAGACAAUUGUGAGGAGUGCGUAUAUAACUUGAAUUUAGUAGAAUGCAAGCGUUGCAAAAGUGGAUAUUUCCUAAAAGAUAAUACUUGUAAUUCAUGUUCGGAAAAAUGCGAGGAGUGCUUCAACACUCCAAACAAUUGCACAGUAUGCUCAACAGAUGGUUGUAAAAAAUGUGAUAAUAUAUCUGGAUUUUAUUUGGAUAAAAAACUAAAAUCAUGUGUUACAAAAUGUGGAGACAAUAUCCUCGCAGGAAGUGAAUAAUGCGAUGAUGGAAAUAGAAACGAUAAAGAUGGAUGUAAUUCGAAAUGUGAAAUUGAAAAAGAAUUCAUUUGCAAAGAGAGUAGCUGUUAUGUUCCACCUAAGAAAUCAAUUGGUUUGUAAUAUACCAACUCCACUACUGCUAGUGAUUUCGAUUUAAUAUUUGAGGAUCUUAAAAUAGAUGGUGUUUGUGAGAAAUUGACGAUUUGGAUAGAGCAAUUCUAACCUAAUGAAUUCAAGUAUGAAGUUUCAUUAAAAGAAAGUGAAAACAAAACAGCAUAAGCUAAGUGUGAAAUCAAAUUUAAUUUCUUUAAAACCAUAAUGGAAUACAAUCUUAUUCAUUUAAUAGUACCAUUAAAGGAAAAUGUCACAAGAGUUCUUGAAGAAGAAACUAGAGAGAUUAUUAUUACACCAAGAAGAUUAGUUUAUUAUAAUCAAGAUUAAAAGGCUCAAGCUUAAAGUGUAGUAGCAGCAUCUUCCACCUUUACUUUUCUACUUUAAUUAAUUGGGCCUUUAACAAUUAUUCUCGGAGGAUUCAAUUUUUUUUGGACAAUCCUGGAUAUAUUGACUUGGAUUAAUAAUUUUUACUUUCUAAAUGUAGAUUACCCCUUAAAUGUUAAGUUAUUUUUCAAUUAACUUCAAUGGGGUGAUGUGAUUAAUAUCCCGGAUGUUAUCACAUUAAAUUCACCAGAUGAUCCAUAUUAUUUUGAAGCACCUCCAAAAUUUACUGAGAAGGAUGUUAAUCCGCUAUUUCUAAACAACAUCUAAUUAUUUUGUGGAUUAAUUUCUCUAGCAAUAUUGGGAUAUUUCUUAUCAAUUUGCAUAGUUUCAUUGAUCUAAAGUAAAUAUUUAUAGAACAAUAUGAAAAUACAUAAAAUAGAAAUAUUUUCAGUCAGCGAGAUGAACAAGAGUCUUGAAAUGAUAUCACCAUAAAAAUCUCAUUAGAAACAAAUUAAUUUAAAAAGUUAAAAAAUGCCCUAUAUUAUCAAUCAUGUAUAUAAUGAAAUCCUGUGGUUUAAAGAGAAUUUUAGGGCAAAGUUAUUUCAAAUCUUAGGAUUAGUUUUUUUGGAUGUUUGUUUGGCUUGUGUUCUUUAGUUAUAAUAUUAAGCACAUGAAGAUUACGUAAUAAUAAAACUGAAUUUUUUGUUGGCAAUUAUUGGAGUUAUAUUUAUAUUGAUAGUGUUUAAAAUGUAUUCUUUUGUUUGUUCAUAACAUGAGAUUUUGUAUGAGAACAAAAUGUUUAAGAAUUAUUAUUCAUCCUUAUAUGAAGGUAUUGAUACUAAAAAGAUAUUGGCUAGAAGUUAUUGUUAUGUCAAUUUAAUGAGAAAAGCCUUUUUUAUAUUUUUUACAGUGUACUUUUAUUAAGUGCCAUUGCUAUAAACGUCAUUAUGUUGUCUAAUUUGCUUUUUGAAUUUAGCCUUGAUUUUGUAUUAGAAUCCAUUUGAAAGUAGAAGUGUGCUUAUAUAAUCAUCAAUACCUGACUUUUGUAUAUUUAUUAUAAUAUUUAUUACUGUUUUGUUGGCUAUUCAUGAUGUAAGCAACAUAUUUUCAUUUGAUCAAAAGUAUUUUAUCGGAUGGAUAAUCCUAUUUUUUAUUGGGUUCUCAAUAUUUAUAUAGAUGAUCUUUUUGUUUUAAUAGUUUUAUAGUAAUAUGAAGGAGAGAUUGAUAUAGUUGAAGGAUUAUUUGUGUAAAUAACCAAGUAACAAAAAUUGA
Paramecium octaurelia is the source of this 10851-nucleotide messenger RNA. Lineage: Eukaryota; Ciliophora; Oligohymenophorea; Peniculida; Parameciidae. The record is from the annotation of a GenBank genome assembly.